CCUUCCAACAGUUCUGCUUUUAGAGAUAAUACUGUGACAACAAACCAAAGAAGAUCUUCUUAUCCUAUGAAUUCAUACACGUAUUCAGCUGCUUUAACCUUUGCAGGUUCUCCUAAUCAUUUGUACAAUCAAUACCCUUCUGGAUCAUUCCAGACUCAAAUGAGUUCCUAUGUGCUUCCAUCAUACGCAACACCAAUCUUCAGAAAUACUUAUGGUCAGAUGUAUAAUGGCACAUACUCUAGACCCAGCCCAGCAAGAGGACCAGCGGAGAUAAGAUCCUACACGCCUCCCUCCAGUAGGACGUGGGCAUCACCAGACACAUUUGAAGGUCUGCAUAGCCAGACCACACCUGAAACAGUAGCCUUACCUGAUCCAAAUAAUUGGAUAUAUAGGAUCAAUUACUUUAUACCAUCUGAAACAAGGACCUCAACAAGUGCACCUCAGCGGAUCAACAGCACGAUGCCGUUAAACGAUCUGACAGUGAUUCGUCAGACACUGGAUGUGAUUUCAAGUGGGUCAACAUUUCCAACACAGCCAUCAUCUAUGCCGUCCAGCAAUUUCCUAUCUUCAAAUAAUCCACCUUCCUUGAUGUCUAGUACUGCACCAAACAGCGGGCCAACAUUUCCAACACAGCCGUCAUCUACGCUGUCCAGCAAUUUAGUAUCUUCAAAUAAUCCACCUUCCUUGAUGUCUAGCACUGCACCAAACUAUGGGUCGACAUUUGCAACACAGCCGUCAUCUACGCCGUCCAGCAAUUUAGUAUCUUCAAAUAAUUCACCGUCCUUGAUGUCUAGCACUGCACCAAACACACCUCAGUUAUCUCUAAAUAUGCCAUCGGAUACAGUUCAAGAGUCUUCCAUAGAUUCUAGCAACCAAUUUGCAUUACAAUUUACUAAUAAUACCAAUGAACACAUGGCUAGAGUUAUGGAUAACACUGAAGGAAACAGUGAAUCAGAAGAAGAAAUUGAUAGAAAUUUACCAGAAGUUUCCAUGCCUGAGGAGGAAAUUAUCGAUCGUCGGAAGCAGCUCUGUCCUCACAACGAUAAGGACGAAUGUGAUGAUGACUGUCCAUAUAGGCAUGGCCGCCUUUGCCAUCUGUGCCUUACACAUAGAUUAAAUCCAUAUAAUCCAGAAUUACAUGCUGAUGUAAGUGUGGCUAAUACUAUGUCUGGAUAUGGUCGUGCUUCCACGCCUUGUCAGAUGUGGGCGGACAUCUGCCACAAAGUGUCUGAAUUUGUUGUGGGUCUCAGCUUCUCACCGAUCCUGCCACUCUCAAUAGGUGGCAGAGGCAAUAGUCUGUCUAUUGAUCCAUAG
Molecule: messenger RNA, 1314 nt
Organism: Biomphalaria glabrata
Lineage: Eukaryota; Metazoa; Mollusca; Gastropoda; Planorbidae
Exons: 3
Coding region: 67-1314 (415 amino acids)
Source: RefSeq, a predicted model, not a curated record